This is a messenger RNA of Capronia epimyces CBS 606.96, 1611 nucleotides long. RefSeq lists its product as uncharacterized. Gene Ontology annotation, molecular function: catalytic activity. The transcript is spliced from 8 exons. Bases 1 to 1611 code for a protein of 536 amino acids. The record is from RefSeq and is a predicted model, not a curated record. Lineage: Eukaryota; Fungi; Ascomycota; Eurotiomycetes; Chaetothyriales; Herpotrichiellaceae.
AUGUCGGUCCCCCUGCUCAAUGUCUCGACCACAACCUGCAUCACGAAACCGGACGUGUUGGCGCUUUCCAGCAAGGCAGGUCUCGAUGUCUCGGACGCCCUUGCUGAAGCUUGCUGCCCCGUGAUCGCCGCGCUCGAUGGGUGUGCACAGAUUGUCAUGGAACGAGACGACUACGUGCCUCAACUCGACCUGCCCCGAUAUCCACGCACGGCCAUCGAGACUUCGAUCGAUCCCAAUCUGGACGGGGGAGGAUGGGCAAGCAAGGCUGUCGUCACCUGUACGCAUCCUCAGAGUAAGCUAUUGGCCGGCCGCAUCCUCGCGUUGAAGGACAACAUUGCUCUAGCCGGCGUCAGAUGUACCAAUGGGACGGAUCUGGCGGGCUGGACGCCCGAUUUCGACGCGACCGUCGUGAAACGAAUCUUGGAUGCCGGAGGCACGAUAGUCGCCUGCGAAAGUGGUUGUUGGAGCACGGUGAGUGACACCGCCAUCACCGGACCAGUACGCAAUCCCCAUCACCCCGGCUACAGUUCCGGUGGCUCAAGUAGCGGGAGCGCGAGGCUGGUGGCAGGUGGGGCGGUCGACAUGGCACUCGGUGGUGAUCAGGGAGGAUCGAUCCGUGUCCCUGCAUCGUCGUGUGGCAUCGUCGGACUGAAGCCGACCUGGGGCCUGGUGCCAUAUAGCGGCAUCCUUGGAGUGUCGGCCGUCAUUGACCAUGUCGGCCCCAUGGCGAGAACUGCCGUAGACUGUGCUCUGCUCCUCGAAGCCAUCGCUGGGCCCGACGGAAUUGACGACCGUCAGCCCCAUGUCAAGUUCUUCCCCUCGAUCCAGUAUCACGAGCCCGUCCUGCGGCAUCUGGCCCGGGCAGACCCCAAGCCUCUGGCUGGCAUACGCAUUGGCGUGCUCGAGGAAGGCUUCCAGCACCCGCGACAAGACGAGUGCGUGUCGACGGUGGUACAUGCAGCGGUCGACAAACUGCGAGAUCUGGGGGCCGAGAUCAGGUCGUGCUCCAUCCCCGAGCACCGUGACACGGAGCUGGUCUGGAUGUGCGCCCUUCCUGCCUUUGCCUUCACCCAGGGACUCGUUCUCAACUCCAGCGGGCGCAAGCAACUUGCUUUGACCGGCCCUGCGGCGUUGGGAAAUGGCCGCCUCACCCAGCCGGCGUUUGACGUGGUCAACACAGCUGGCCAGAAUCUCUAUCUGAGAGGACUCUACCUCCAAGAGAAAUAUGGGCCCUCCCUGGUGUCUCGAUGUACAAACCUGCUGAGGAAACUGAGUGACGAAUAUGAGGCGGCAUUGCAGGAUGUGGAUGUUCUUGUUAUGCCAACCUCGCCCUUGCCACCUGGACGCAUCUUUGACUCGAGGAGCGAGGGAAGUCCUUUUGACAGGCUCAAGCGCACCACAGGCAUCACGGCCAACACGGCACCGUUCAAUGCAUCUGGUCACCCUGCACUGAGCAUGCCAGUGGGCUGGUCGCCUGCGCAGGACGAUCCAUCCGUGCUUUUACCGGUGGGCAUGCAGCUCGUGGGUCGGAAAUUCGAGGACCUGCUUCUUUUGAAGGUCGCAGCGUCUUGGGAGAAACAGAACGAUUGGAGGCAGAACUACAGAAAGUGA